Molecule: messenger RNA, 635 nt
Organism: Quercus lobata
Lineage: Eukaryota; Viridiplantae; Streptophyta; Magnoliopsida; Fagales; Fagaceae
Exons: 3
Coding region: 135-419 (94 amino acids)
Source: RefSeq, a predicted model, not a curated record
UUGGCUAAUUGAAUAACGGUUCCCUAUUCUUCUUUCUUUUUUUUUCUUUUUUUUUUUUUCUUUUUUUUAUUUUUAUCCACGGUUCCCUAUUCUUCUUUAGUUACGUAUAUAGCUUCUCUGAAGAUCAUAGGAUUAUGGGGGACUCUUCUGCCUCAUACAUACACAUGGUGCAUCACCUGAUUGAGACGUGUAUGACUUUCCACAUGACUAAAGAAGAGUGCAUGGAAACCCUUUCAAAACAUGCAAACAUCGCCCCUGUCAUCACCUCCACUGUGUGGAAUGAACUGGAGAAAGAAAACAAGGAAUUCUUUGAGGACUAUGCUAAAUCUCAGAGCAAAGCAGACUGUAUGUCGGCAGAAGAGACAACCAAGUUGAUCGAGAAGGUAAAAUCGGAUGCGUCAAAAGAUGCUGAUGACUAACAUGCCAUCUGAAAACGAUGGUUUCUGGUAGGAAGUUGAUCACUUCAAAAUUCUUUACAUCCAGCCAAACACAGUUAUAAAAGUCUGAUGUCACAAUGUAUGGUCUCGAAUCACCCUUCCAAUUCAUAUGGAUGAAGAAAUAUGAUAGACUAGGAUCCUAUUGAAGUUGAUGGAGUCCUACCCUUCUCAUGUACAAUAAUCACAUGUGUGUGUGUA